AUGCCGGGCACGAGUGGCGGGGGACUGGACGACCAGCCUUCCUUUAAAUACCUCCUCCUUCUCCUCGUGGGGCCCCCAUUGUGGCCCAGCAGCGGUGAAGACGGGGAAGAUGCCCGUGAGCAUGCCCACCCCAUAGAGCCGCCCGCAGAGAGGCAGGAGAAAGCGGAGUCCAUCUACCGCCGUGGGGCUCGGAGAUGGCGGAAGCUGCACUGUACCAACGGUCAUCUCUUCCAGGCCAAGCGCUUUAACCGGGGAGCGUCCUGCGGACAGUGCAGCGAGAGGAUAUGGGGCCUCGCCAGGCAGGCUUACAGGUGCCUCCACUGCCAGCUGCUGGUGCAUAAGCGCUGCCACGGCCUCGUCCAGCCACCCUGCGGGGGGCAUAUGGAUUCUGUCAUGCCUGCCCAGGAACCUGCAGCGGACGACGGUGGUGGCGAUGUGCCCUCUGAGGACACCGGCGGAAUUGCCUAUAUCUCUUCGAGCCGGAAACAUGACAACAUUAAAGAUGAUUCUGAGGACCUCAAGCCUGUCAUUGCCGGCAUGGACGGCAUCCAGAUCUCUCAGGGGCUCGGCCUGCACGACUUUGACCUGAUCCGGGUCAUUGGGCGCGGGAGCUACGCCAAGGUGCUCCUGGUGCGGCUGAAGAAGAACGACCAGGUCUACGCCAUGAAGGUGGUGAAGAAGGAGCUGGUGCAUGAUGACGAGGACAUAGACUGGGUGCAGACGGAGAAGCACGUGUUCGAGCAGGCGUCCAGCAACCCCUUCCUGGUCGGCCUGCACUCCUGCUUCCAGACGACGAGCCGGCUGUUCCUGGUCAUCGAGUACGUCAAUGGGGGGGACCUCAUGUUCCACAUGCAGAGGCAGAGGAAGCUCCCAGAGGAGCACGCCAGAUUCUACGCCGCUGAGAUCUGUGUCGCCCUCAACUUCCUACAUGAGAGAGGAAUCAUCUAUCGGGACCUGAAGCUGGACAACGUGCUCCUGGACGCCGACGGCCACAUCAAACUGACAGACUACGGCAUGUGCAAGGAGGGCCUGGGCCCCGGGGACACGACGAGCACCUUCUGUGGGACCCCGAACUACAUCGCCCCUGAAAUCCUGCGGGGAGAGGAGUACGGCUUCAGCGUGGAUUGGUGGGCGCUGGGCGUGCUGAUGUUUGAGAUGAUGGCAGGGCGGUCCCCCUUCGACAUCAUCACCGACAACCCUGACAUGAACACCGAGGAUUACCUCUUCCAGGUCAUCCUGGAGAAGCCCAUCCGCAUCCCCCGCUUCCUCUCGGUCAAGGCCUCGCACGUCCUGAAGGGCUUCCUCAACAAGGACCCCAAAGAAAGGCUCGGCUGCCGGUCACAGACAGGCUUCUCUGACAUCAAAUCCCACGCCUUCUUCCGCAGCAUCGACUGGGACCUGCUGGAGAAGAAGCAGGCGCUGCCGCCUUUUCAGCCACAGAUCACCGAUGACUACGGACUGGACAACUUUGAUACCCAGUUCACCAGCGAGCCGGUGCAGCUGACCCCGGACGAUGAGGACGCCCUCAAGAGGAUUGACCAGUCCGAGUUUGAAGGCUUCGAGUAUAUCAGCCCACUGCUGCUGUCCACCGAGGAGUCCGUGUGAGGCCCAGCGCAUGCAUGCUGGCCAGGGCCGCGGUGCCAGGGACCCGGUGCUCGAGGGAGAUGCGUCCACACUCGAGGGUGAGAACUUGCCCCAGAACAGAGCUUGUACCCGCGGCCAUGGCCACACCCAGACCACGGCUAGGCUGGGCCUCCUUUCCGCAUGGUCCUGGGUGGCCCGGACACAGCCCAGCAAAGGCCCGAGCCAGCAGCCUGCACUCGGCUGCACACCUGCGCCGUGCCUGCAACUGCUCCGGAACUGGCCUCGCGUGCGCGCUUGCUGAGGGGCCCUGGGUCCCGCCAGACCGACGAGGAGAAAGGACUCACAGACUCAGCCACACAAAUACAUUUCUGGAAACACGAGCAGGGCCCACGUCAUGUGUC
This is a messenger RNA of Sorex fumeus (smoky shrew), 1985 nucleotides long. Its product is annotated as protein kinase C zeta type-like. NCBI's taxonomy places the organism in Eukaryota, Metazoa, Chordata, Mammalia, Eulipotyphla, Soricidae. Gene Ontology annotation, molecular function: ATP binding; protein serine/threonine kinase activity. Bases 1 to 1605 code for a protein of 534 amino acids. The record is from RefSeq and is a predicted model, not a curated record. The transcript is spliced from 16 exons. Gene Ontology annotation, biological process: protein phosphorylation.